AAGAAAAGAAAAGCAAAGCAACCCCACUUCCGUUUCCGCCCCCCGCGCAUCGAUUGCGCAAAAAAGAGAAGAAUUUAAAGUUUAAACGAGUCCAUUAUAUUUUGUUUCACCCUUGAAUUCUACUACAAGUAGGUUCUAUGUAUAACCCCUUUUUCCCCCACCUGAAAUAAAGAGAUAGAAGAGCAAAGGGGGUAAAUAAGUAGCUAGAAUCCGAAUCCAAAUCCAAAUCGAAACAAGUAGUUGUAUGAUAUGAAUGAAUAGGCAAAGUAGUGCAGAGAGUAGUGUUAGUUAAAAGGAGGAUAGUAUAGCUUGCGCAGUGAGACGCAACAAACCAAACAGAAAGCGCUCAAAAAUAUAUUGAUGUGGGGUGGGUCAUGGAUACAUUGUUUAGAGUAGUGAGUUUUGAACAAUACCAACAACAGCAACAAGUUGAGUUAGAUCAGUCCCUCAACUCCACCACCACUACCACUACUUCCAGCAGCUCUAGAUCCUCCCGACACAACUAUCACCACUACCAACAACAACAACAAGACGAAGAAUGCUUCAACUUUUUCAUGGAUGAAGAAGACCUCUCCUCGUCUUCUUCCAAGCACCACUACUAUCCCUAUCACUCUCAAUCCCAUCCCCACACUUCCACUCCUCCCGCCACCAUCCUCACGCCCAACGACUUCUCCCACUCCUUCGACUUCAACCUCCAAUUCUCAUCAAACACCAAGUGGGCCACCGACAUCCUCCUCGACGCCGCCCGUGCUCUUGCCGACAAGAACACCGCCCGUCUCCAGCACCUCAUGUGGAUGCUCAACGAGCUCAGCUCCCCUUACGGCGACACCGAACAGAAGCUCGCCGCCUACUUCCUUCAAGCGCUCUUCAGCCGCAUGACGCAUGCCGGUGAUCGAACCUUCCGAACCUUAACCUCCGCCUCCGAUAAGACCUGCUCCUUCGAAUCAACCAGAAAGACGGUGCUCAAGUUCCAAGAGGUGUCUCCGUGGACGACCUUCGGACACGUGGCAGCCAAUGGCGCAAUCUUGGAAGCUUUGGAAGGUGAAACAAAGUUGCACAUAGUUGAUAUCAGCAACACCUAUUGCACUCAAUGGCCAACGCUAUUUGAGGCCUUGGCCACUCGCUCCGACGACACCCCGCACCUCAGGCUCACAACCGUCGUCGUAACAACUGCUCACGGCGGAUCUGUCCCGGCGGCGCAGAGGGUCAUGAAGGAGAUAGGUGCCAGGAUGGAGAAGUUCGCCAGGCUCAUGGGAGUUCCGUUCAAGUUCAACGUCGUUCACCAUUCCGGCGAUCUCUCCCAGUUCGAUUUCGGGGAAUUGGACAUCAGGGACGACGAGGCGCUGGCCGUUAACUGCGUCAACUCGUUGCACUCGAUCGCCGCGGUUGGGAACCGCCGCGACGCGGUGAUAUCGUCGCUGAGAAGGCUUCAGCCCAGGAUCGUGACGGUGGUGGAGGAAGAAGCCGAUUUGGACGUUGGUUUGGAAGGAUUCGAAUUCGUGAAAGGGUUCCAAGAAUGCUUGAGGUGGUUUAGGGUUUACUUUGAGGCGCUGGAGGAGAGUUUUCCGAGGACGAGUAACGAGAGGCUGAUGCUGGAGAGGGCGGCGGGGAGGGCGAUGGUGGACUUGGUCGCGUGCUCGGCGGAGGAAUCGUCGGAGAGGAGGGAGACGGCGGCGAGAUGGUCGCAGAGGAUGCAUGGAUCGGGGUUCAAUACGGCGUCAUUUAGCGAGGAAGUGUGCGAUGACGUUAGGGCGCUGCUGAGGAGGUACAAGGAAGGGUGGUCAAUGGUACAGUGCUCGGAUCACGGCGGAAUGAUGCUGUGGUGGAAGGAGCAGGCGGUGGUGUGGGCCAGUGCAUGGAGGCCCAGCUUCACGUAGUGCUGAUCGAUCAUCACUCUCUUCUUUUGGCACGUGGCUUCAGCUUUCUGGUUCGGUUCGGUUCGGUUAGGCUCCGUUGGGUUGGAUUGGGAGGUUAGAGCGUUCUUUCAGUGAUGGAUUUUAUUUUCUUUUCUUUUUGAGUUUGGUAAGUAAGACAUGCAAUAGGAUUAGUUAGCAAAAAGCUGGGGUACGCUGGUGGGAUCAACGGGGGAGUUUGCUUGUAUUAAAAAAAAAAAGAAUGAAGCAAAUUGAUUUUCAUUAUUAACUUUUUGUGAUUAUUUUUUGUUUUCUUUAGUUAAACUAUUAUGAAGGAAAGUUUAUGGUCUCU
This is a messenger RNA of Arachis ipaensis, 2205 nucleotides long. RefSeq names its product protein SHORT-ROOT. NCBI's taxonomy places the organism in Eukaryota, Viridiplantae, Streptophyta, Magnoliopsida, Fabales, Fabaceae. The record is from RefSeq and is a predicted model, not a curated record.